Molecule: messenger RNA, 1209 nt
Organism: Trichomonas vaginalis G3
Lineage: Eukaryota; Parabasalia; Trichomonadida; Trichomonadidae
Exons: 1
Coding region: 1-1209 (402 amino acids)
Source: RefSeq, a predicted model, not a curated record
AUGUUGAAUUUGACUCUAUCUUCAUUACAUAUUCAUCACCUUGAUAAAUCUCCAUUAUUUGUGGGCAACAAUAUCAAAGCAAACAAUCUGCGAGCGAAAUAUAUAGUUUCUCCAAUUUUUUAUAACCAAAGAAAUUUAUUAAUCUCAAAAGCAGUAUUUUCAAACAGUCUUUCACCAGCAAUCUACUCAAUACUCACUUUCGGAAAUAAAACAUUCUAUCCAAUUAAUUAUACAACGAAAUAUCCAAAUCAAAUUACAAUUACGAGAGGUUCCUUCAGUAAUUUUACAAGUACAGCAGUCAUAGCAGAUUCAAAUUCACAUCCAGAUUCAAAUAUUCUAUUUUCUAAAUGCUUUUUCGUUGGAUGCAGGUCCAAUUUUUCAGGUGGAUGCAUCUUUCUUAGAUUUGGCACAGCAAACAUCUCAACAACAUGCUGCGACUCAUGCUCUUCCAAUGAUCGUGGUCAUUUCCUUUAUGCCGAAGAUACCCACAUUCCUGUCUUUUACUGCACAUCUAUUUACAGAUCACCAGACGAAUCACCACAUCCAUCAACUAUAUACGCUAUUCAAAGAAACCAAAUGAUAGAAAAAGACUCUCAUACGGUAAAUUAUUUAAAUUCAACAAAUGGACAUGUUUACCAAUAUAAUUCAGUGAUGUACGUCUAUAAUACAAUAUUCCAUAUCAAUUACAUGCAAGCAGUUAACAAUUCUGGCAAUACAAUUGCAUUUUUCGAUCAAAUCCGCCAAAGCGUCAUUCAAUAUGCUGUUUUCGCAUACAACACAAAUCAUGAAACCAGUGUCAUCAAAUUACGCCAUCUUUCACGUGUUCGGCUCGCUCCAAAUUUAAUAUUAUACAAAAAUGGUCCAAAAUCAUUCGAUAUCGACUUAACAGAAUCUCUAUCUGAUAUAUUUAUUUCUGGAAAGGUUGAUGAACCAGCAGAAACAGAGAGCGACGUGAAAAUCAACUCAAAAUUCAAACUCUUUUCAAAAACGAACAUUUCGACACUGGAAUUCGAUAUAACUCUUGACAUGGAUUGCAUCAUCACUCCUCGUUACAAAUUUUCAAAUAAUAUCAAAAUUUCAAUUGGUUUAAUUUCGACGAUAAACAUUGUAGUUUUAGUUGUUUGUGUGUUCUUUAUAUUAAAGGAUGUGAAAAAUUGGAUAAAAAUGAAUAACGAAGAAGGAUCUUCAAUUCCUGCUAUGAAACCAUAA